Sorghum bicolor (sorghum) is the source of this 1262-nucleotide messenger RNA. RefSeq lists its product as uncharacterized. Lineage: Eukaryota; Viridiplantae; Streptophyta; Magnoliopsida; Poales; Poaceae. The transcript has a single exon. The coding region runs from base 44 to 871 and encodes 275 amino acids. The record is from RefSeq and is a predicted model, not a curated record.
CCUGAGCUGAGGCAACACCAGUACUCGAGCAGAGCUCGGUCGGAUGGCGCUUCUAACGCUACUACUGUCGCGGUGGCCGCUGCUGUCGCCGUGGCUCAGCCCCGCCGCGGCGUGGUUCAUCUUCUUCAACGCCGUUGUCGGCGCCAUCGCCGUCAUGUCGACCAGUGGCGCGGCCGUGGCCGGGGCCGGGGCCACGUCGUCGCCUCGGCGCAGGCUCUGCCGCAGCGGGUCCUCAUCAUCUAUGGUCCUGGAUCGGCUCCGCUCCUUCUUCAUCUUUCCCGUGGGGCAGCUGCCGAUCGAUGAAAGCAGUGCUGCCUCGGGCUCGUACUGCUGCUCCCCGGAAGCAGAGGCGGCGUCCGCGACUCAGGUGUGCGCACCUCAGCGCAAUCCACAGGAGGUGGUGGCUGCAACAGCCGGCGCGCCUGUGGCGAUGGCAACAGCGGAGGACGACGCGCCUCCCGCACCGCCACCGUCGUCGUCGGAGGAGGAGGAGGACAGGGCAGAGGCAGAGAAGGAGCAAGACCAUGAUGAGUCCAUCAGCUUGGACGAGGCGUACGCGCUAGCCCAGCGGCAUCGCGCGAAGCCAACGGCGUCGCCGCCGCCGCCAUUAGCAGCAGCAGGCUCUGCCACGGCUGCCCCUGCUGCGUUGCCGACGCCGGAGAACAAGAAGAAGAAGCCAGCAGCGAAGGUGGUGGUGGCGGACUGGCGGAGGGUAUCGAAAGCAGGGGAGCUGGCGCUGGAGGGGAAGGCGGAGUUGAACGCGCGCGCAGAGCUGUUCAUCCGGCAGUUCCGGGAGGACCUCCGGCUGCAGAGGCUCAACUCCAUCCUCAGCCACACCCACGCCCUGGGCUCCCCGACGGCGGCGCGGUAGCCGGCGUGCACGCCGCGGCUGCCAUGAUGUGCUUGCUCGCUCCGUUGUUCAGACGGACAUAUCCUCUGACACACAAUUUUGGAACAUUGUUUUUCUUUAGACUCCCUUACUAAAUUUUAGCUAGCUAAACUUUAGUCACUUUAGUAGCUAAAGUUACAAACAUAUUGACUAAAAAAAGCUAAAAUAGUUUAGUUCCAUUAGUCAUCCAAGAGUAGCUAAAAUAAUUUUAGCUAACUAAAAUUUAGCGAGGGGAUCCAAACGGGCCUAGUUUAAUUAUUGUUUUUUUUGUUAUUAGUUUAUAUGUAUACACAAGAUAAGAACAUCUUGUUCGCCCAGCUCAGCAGUACGAGACACGUGAAAGUGUACAAAAUUUUUAAGAUUCCACGUUACA